AUGAUUCCAAUCUUACUACUGAUGCUGUUUUAUCGCGGAAAUUCGAAUCAAACGCACGUCUCAGCCAUCAAAGGAGCAGCUCUUCGCUUUCCUAUAGAGUCUAGGCCCGAAAUCGAAUUACGACAUCUCCUUGUCCGUGCCUUUGCCUCCCCAAAUCUCAUUUCAACUUGCGUGUAAAAGCCUCUUGAGAGGAUUCUCAAUAUUGACCUAACAAAAAUCGAACCAGAAACAAGCCAUCAAAUUUUUAUUCUCAUUGUCUUUCAUUUCUCUGAUAAUUUGAUUUUUUUUUUAAUAUUUCAAAAGAAAAAAGAUUCUCGAUCUACGAAUAAAAGGGAAAUUUAUUACCAAAAAAGGCAAUCCCAAAAUUGCUGCUUCCUUUUUUUAAGAUGAUUCAAAGAUUGCUUUAACGGGACUUUCUCGUUGUCAAAGAGUAGGAAAAAAAAUUUUUUUUCAGUUUUUUGGAGAAUCUUUUUUUACAAAAAAUAAUUCAAAGAAAGUUAAAACGCUAAUAAAUCGACGCUAUUCCGGAAUUAAUUUCAUUUGGCUUAUGCAUUUAGAAUGGACAAACGUGUUCUUUGAAAAAAAAUUGUAUUGACUGUUUUAGGAUAAAAUCGUUUACCUGAAUAGACGGAAUCCCCUAGAGUCUCUAUGUUGUCUUUCGGACGUCAUAAGAGGUCGUCUAAUCUUGCCUGCCAAAAACAAGGGUUUCCUCGUGCACAUGGGCUCAUCUGAGCCGUUCCCGCUGACUCUGCACUUUUUUCCACAACUCAACCUUUUUUUUGUUUCAUCUCUCUUGGGACAAGUCUAUUUUGCGCUUGAUGAACCUCUCGUUUAUAAUUUCCAUUUCGAAAUAUAUACGUAUAUCCCUCUGAUAAUGUUUUUCAGUCGAAACUCGGUUCUAGAAAGUAGGAAAGAAAUUUAUUCAAAAAGUUGCAAAGUUUGGAAUUUUGGACUUAUAUUCUCGAACUGAUUGUAUGAAUGUUUCAUUGACUUCUCUCCUCUUUCAUUUUCAGUUUCGAAACUGAAUGCAGUUUGAAAUAGUUUCCCAGGGACGAAAAAAAAAACAACUGGAACAUACCAAUAUCUUUUUCUUAUUAGUUUAGAGGAACGAUUUGUUUGGAGGAAGUGCUUUGUACAGCCAGAGAGAAAAUAGGGAAAGUUUUAGUAAUUUUCGAACACCUGGAAAAUCCUUUCGUAGUUUCUCCUCUCGUCAAAAGCUCUGAGGAGUUUCUUAGAUUCAUCUUCUUGUUUUCCUACAACUUUGUACAGGAAAUGCGUGCGAAGAAGCUGACAAAGACGAGAGCUCGGCAAAUGAGGCGCCGUGGAAAAAAGUGGCUGGAUUAUUAGUCGGCCAUCCGAACAAGUGCGAGUUGGAUCCUAUCCAGAUAAGCCGCUCCUCCUCCAACGAGAACGCUUCUUUUGUUUUCACAAGUGGUUUGGAUCCCAUUAAUAAAAUAAAAGCGUGGCGUGACAUCAUCUGGAUUCUGGCCAACUUUCCUCGUCCUCAAAUCUUCCUACAAGGAAAAUUCUCGACGCAUAAUUGCACUUGUCCUUAG
Messenger RNA from Caenorhabditis auriculariae, 1556 nucleotides. The record is from the annotation of a GenBank genome assembly. Lineage: Eukaryota; Metazoa; Nematoda; Chromadorea; Rhabditida; Rhabditidae.